Molecule: messenger RNA, 2168 nt
Organism: Mobula hypostoma (lesser devil ray)
Lineage: Eukaryota; Metazoa; Chordata; Chondrichthyes; Myliobatiformes; Myliobatidae
Gene: kcnj11
Product: potassium inwardly rectifying channel subfamily J member 11
Exons: 1
Coding region: 313-1455 (380 amino acids)
Biological process (GO): potassium ion import across plasma membrane; regulation of monoatomic ion transmembrane transport
Cellular component (GO): plasma membrane
Molecular function (GO): ATP-activated inward rectifier potassium channel activity
Source: RefSeq, a predicted model, not a curated record
CGAUCACUGGUGCCAGUGAGAGAGGGAGGACCUGCUGCCAAUACCGACAGCACGGCUGGGGAAGCCGCGGGUCAGGAACUGCCGGACACCGGAGCCCGUCAGCCUCCCCUAUCUAGUUACGGUCAUGAUUGGCGGCGGCAGCUGAAGCUGCUGCUGGUGGACGACAUCGUGCCCUCCCCUCCCUUCACAUCCCCUCCCCUCGCGUCCUUCCUUAGCUGAUGAGCAGAGCCGGGCAGAGUGGGACUGCUCCUCUCCGCCUCUCUCGCCGUGACUUCGGCUGAGUUCAGACGGGCAGUCGGCAAUGGGCCGGGGAUGUUGGCCAGAAAGGACCUCGUCCCCGAGGAGUAUGUACUGCGGCUGGUGGAGGACGUGUCGCGGCCGCGCUACCGGGAGAAGCAGCGUAAGGUACGCUUCGUCAAUAAGAACGGCGCCUGCAAUGUCGCGCACACCAACAUCCGAGAGCAGGGCCGCUUCCUGCAGGAUGUCUUCACCACACUGGUGGACCUCAAGUGGCGACAUACACUGCUCAUCUUCACUAUGAGCUUCCUGUGCAGCUGGCUGCUCUUCGCCAUGAUCUGGUGGCUGAUCGCCUUCGCGCACGGCGACCUGAACGGCGCCGCGCCGCCCGCCGUGCCUUGUAUCACCAGCCUGCACUCCUUCACUUCAGCCUUCCUCUUCUCCAUCGAGGUGCAGGUCACCAUCGGCUUCGGCGGCCGCAUGAUCACCGAGGAGUGCCCGGCUGCCAUCACCGUUCUGAUAGCGCAGAACAUCGUGGGGCUGGUCAUUAACGCUAUCAUGCUGGGCUGCAUCUUCAUGAAGACGUCGCAGGCGCACCGGCGCGCCGAGACGCUCAUCUUCAGCAAGUUCGCCGUCAUCUCGCCGCGGAACGGCCGCCUCUGCCUCAUGUUCCGCGUGGGCGACCUGCGCAAGAGCAUGAUUAUCGGAGCCAGCAUCCGCAUCCAGGUGGUGCGGCGCACGACCACGACCGAGGGCGAGGUGCAGCCACUGCGUCAGAUCGACGUGCUGCUCGACAACCCGGUGGGCGGCGGUGCCAUCUUCCUCGUCUCGCCGCUCAUCGUCGCGCACGUUAUUGACCGCGACAGCCCCCUCUACCACCUGACGGCCGCCGACCUGCAGCGCCAGGACUUCGAGGUGGUCGUCAUACUCGAGGGGGUGGUCGAGACGACUGGCAUCACCACCCAAGCCCGCACCUCCUACCUGGCCGACGAGAUCCUGUGGGGGCACCGCUUCGUGCCGGUGGUGAACGAGGACGAUGGCCGCUACUCGGUCGACUACUCGAAAUUCGGCAACACUGUGAAGGUGCCCACGCCGCCCCUCGGCGCCCAGCAGCUGGAGCAGGAGCAGGCCGUCGGGAGCGAAGGACCGGUUGCCGCCUUCGACAUUUCGCCCGGAGUGAGGAGGAGGUCCUCAACCUCCCAACCCAAUGAUUCGUGACCCCAGCACCACCUCUCCCCCAGGCUGACGGGUGGCAGGGACGAGAUCCCAACACCAACCAGGCAACUCUUCCAAGCUUUCCCAAAUCGUGUUUCCCAGGGGGUUUUGUUUGGCCAUUUUGCAUCUACUGUAUUUAAACGUGUUACAAUUUUGUAAAUAGAAUUUUGCUAAAGAAAACUGAUAAGAGACAUUAAACUAGACUAUUGGUAGCGCUGGCGUGGUUAGGUUUAAGUACUAAGGUUAACAGUUCUCUAUAUUGAUUGUAGUAGCUGUUGAUCAAUCUAGUGGCCAGCCAUUCUAUUUUCUUCUUGGAGGAUGGCAGACCAACAAAAGGUGCAUUGCUACCAUCUACUGAGUUGGAGCGUGGAGCAAAGAAACAAGAAGUUUACCCACUAAAUACAGCCCCCUCCCCACCAAAACUCAAAUAAUAUCGUAGUCUAAUGCUUUUCAGAAAGUCAAAUUCUGAACAAGGAAUUAUUCAACCUAAUGUGUGAAAUAUGUAAAUGUGCAAGUAUAACUACUGUCCUUUUAUACUCAUCUCCCAGUUGAUUUCGCACCAUACACUGAAUUUUAUAGAAAUGCCUUCCUUUGUUUGCCUUAUCUGAACUUUGUUGCCACAGUCAGGAGAACGUGCAGAUGCUGGAAAUCUGAGCAGCACACACAAAAUGCUGCAGGAACUCAGUAGGCCAGGCAGCAUCUAUGGAAAAGAGUAC